This is a messenger RNA of Cooperia oncophora, 396 nucleotides long. Lineage: Eukaryota; Metazoa; Nematoda; Chromadorea; Rhabditida; Trichostrongylidae. The record is from the annotation of a GenBank genome assembly.
CUUCCCGCCCGAUAUUAUCUUCGCAUUGCAGGUGGAACUAUCUCGUCCGUUGGUCGAUACGUCAAGAAAUAUGGCAUCAGUACCGAGAUCGUUCUCGCCGAUACGCAAUUCUCCAUCUACUACGAUUAUGUCAUGUACGGCAGAUUCAAGAACGAAUCUGGAGCGAGUUUAUGGGUAGAGCCAGGCAUGGCCGGAAUCGGUUAUGGACCAAUGGGAAUGGCACGUAGAGGCGAAACAACAAGUAUGGAUGCCGCUGUUAUUGAUCGAGUAGUCAAAAUACCAGAUGUAGCAGCUACUGCCGCUAUGCGGAUACUUCGCGAACAGGGUGCAUCCGGUGGUACCAGCAGUGGAGUGAACCUACUCACGUCGAUGCAUAUUGCGGCGACAGCGGUGUAA